UUAUGGUUCGUUACAGUUAACCACACACAUGCAGUUAAGCCGUUAGGGCAAACAAAAAGUAUAAAACAAUAAAUUAAAAUUUAGCAAUUUUUAAUUUUAAAAUUUUAUAAUAUUCCACAUCAAAGUACUCCCAAACGAAUCUUACAUACUCGCCUCCUGGCCUACCAUAACGCUCUUGCACUUAGAACUUCAGAAGGGGUUUGUAUGCAGUAUUUCAGUUACUGUGCAAAAGACAAGGCUUAUUCGACUAUUAGACCUAGUCACUCAUAGUACUUACACAUUGACAUACGUAUGUAUUUUUGUUCUACAAUUAUUCAACGUCAACGUUCAUAUCUGUUCGAGUGAAGCCCAGAAUAUACUUAACCCGAAGCUUUAAACGAUUUGAGCCUUUACAACUUUGCAGGCGAAAGUAGUGAAAGAGUUAAGUGCAGAAAUUACCCAUUUAACAUUUACGCAUUUGUUAACGUUACAGCACACAUUUACUUUCACACACAUAAUGAGAGAUAGAAAACCUAGAAUGGAGCAGUAGACAGAGAAGAAACCUUACUAAGUGCUGACGACUUCUGUAAAUACACAUGUUCCUGACUGCAUACGGAUGUAGUGAACUGCCACGUAAUUUAUACGGUAUUUUUGAAAACGAAUCGGAAGGUAACGUUUGCUGGCGUACGACAAACACGUAUGUACAUAGAUUAAAUACUGAGAAGUCCCUUAAUCGGAGACACGAAUGAUAAAAAACAAGAGAGAGUGGUUGUAUGAAGAAGUGGGACGCAUUUCAGUUAUGCCGGUUUAACUCAAAAUAUUAGAUUACCUUAAGUUAAAGCAUUUGCCUCAAAGGCUUUGUUGGAAAGGUGAUAUCUUCGCUAUUCAAAUGCAUUCACGAAUGAUUGUGCAAGCCCAUACGACAACGAGUUUUUACUUAGCAAAGUUAAUGCAUUUCAUGUACCCAUGUUGUUGUUAUUGCAAUUACGCCAUAAUACCUCUAAUUCGUCAGCAUUGCUUUUUCAAACGGGCGUAGAGAGUGUGUACGAACAUGGUACUUAAACUUUGGAUCACAUAAAGAAGUCUGUCCCCAUUUCUAUGCUGAAGGAAUAAAUCUAAGAAGGCCAGUUUUUUGAAGCGAUGAUGACUGUUUUUUUUUCACUUUGGCUUGUUUCUUCGCCUGUUCUCUCGUUCUUCGUUCCCAUUAGUCACACUUUAAGUUUAUGCUAUUUGUUAGUCUUAGUUAAUUUGAAUUACAACAGAACCGUUGGUGAUUCUGGGAGUGUGCGACUCAUAUAUCAGUGUGCACUGUUUUCACCUUUGCCUCUUGCUUGGUCGAUUGCGAAUCUUCUAACGCUUUGGUUGAACACACCAGUAUGUGCACGGCACAGAUGUGUUUGUGCAGGUGACAUGUCAAAGGUCAUGGCUGCCAACGGCUAGUAGUUCUGUUGUUAGCUCCGCUUGAUGCUUCUCUCCUCUGUAAAAAUACACCUGCAUUUUAUGUUGUUUUUGUUUGUGUCGAAAAUUAACUGAAUUAGCAGCUUCUCUGAUUCAUCGUAAACACCAUCAAAACUACUACGUCAGUAUGGUAACGGCACCAAGAGCGCUAAAAAGUAGUACAAAUCUAUGAAGAAGCAAGCAGAGGUUUCCUUCUUUGUACCUUUUUAUAAUCUUGUGUACAUAAUAUGUCUGGUUGUAUAAUUUAAUAUGAAACUCUUUGACAACUCGAUUUAAUAACUUGACUAACAUUUUAACAAAAUAUUUAUUCUGUCAUGUUUAUCUUCGACGCCCGAAUUUCUCUUAUAUCCAUAGUAGCAAGCCGAUAUGCCGCUCACUUGUGCUGCUGUAGCAGCCCGAUCAUAAUUGCUAAGGCACACAGCGUCGUUCACAGGUCGGCGUUCGGCGGCUUGACAUCUCAAUUUGCUGCAGGUCGGUUCCAAGUGAGGUUAUCACUACGCGGAGAAGUUAGUGUAUCCAAAAUUUCUAACAAUUAAUAUGCAUUUUGUUAUUUAUUUCGUUGGAAUCGCGCUUUUGAAUGCUGAAUUGUUCUCCGCCAAAUUGAGUCCAAUACAGAGCGGCGCAAAUCUGACUGAGUUCACGAACUUACGCCGUCAAAAGCGCACUUUAAUAUUCGAAGGAAGCGGACUAGUCAAGAUAGACGCCGGCGCAAUAGCUACUGUAAAUGUGGAUGACCCUAUCGCUUGGCGUUCGAUAGUUUCUAUAAAUAAUAUUCAAGGUGGCUUCUAUCCUUUACCCGCGGUGCCCACCUAUCCAUGGGAUAAAUGGGAGGAUACUUUUGCGCGUUCCAUGAAACACUUCCAAAAGCUGGCCGAUUUCGAGACAGAUGAUUCUCGCUUAUUUAUCUACACUUUAUUGGAAGUCCUGAUGGAGCGUCAGCAUGGUAAUGGGCAUCAAUGCUUGCUGCGUUCGAUUUGCCAAAAUGCACAAGUAGACGAACAUGUCGGCAUGUUUUCCGAGAUAAUGGAUGUGGUUUUAAGACCUGGAAAGGAAAGUAUCGCUGUUGCUUACACGGACGCCUUUGUGGCUGGUAAAGCGGACGCCGACUGCAUGCGUUUAUACUCCGAAUGCCGAGUGCCUUCGAAUUUUUUGGAUCAGUACUUGGACUACGUUUAAAAACGAUCGCAUGCCAUACAGAUUAUUACUCUCACUUUAAAUUUAUUGCAAUUU
Bactrocera dorsalis (oriental fruit fly) is the source of this 2667-nucleotide messenger RNA. RefSeq lists its product as uncharacterized. Bases 1975 to 2613 code for a protein of 212 amino acids. The record is from RefSeq and is a predicted model, not a curated record. The transcript is spliced from 3 exons. Lineage: Eukaryota; Metazoa; Arthropoda; Insecta; Diptera; Tephritidae.